UCCAUCAUUCUCUUCGGGCCUCCAUUUGUUUUUUAUUAAUCAUUUCUGGUUAUGGGGGGAAUGGAGAACCCACAUUGUUGAGAACUGAAAAACCCAUUAUUUAUCAGACAAAUUUUCAGUCUGUACUGAAUUCUCGGCGGGGGAGAGUUAGGUCGAGCUUUCAGCGGUUGUUUGUUUCCAUUUAUGGGCUUUUAUUUGUAUUUUCUGGGACCCUCAAUUUAAUAAUGAAUUAGGGGAAUAUAAUCUUCUCUGUUCAUCUGUUUAAUUUUCAAAUAUCGAGGGCAAUUUGAAUUUAUUUGGAAAAAAACUUGGCUACCGCUUUUUGUCUGAUUCCAGUGUUUUGAUGUGGAUGGUGAUGAUACCGAAAGGGGAAUCGUUUGUCGUGAUGAGUUUGUGAGUUUUGUGGAAAAGGAGUUGUCAGAACUGUUCAACCCUUCGAUGGAGAUCAGUGACGAUCAAGCUUCUGGGUGGAUGCAGGUCAAAAAGAAGCACCGAAGCAAUUCAAAGUUGGUUGGGGUUCGUCCUGAAAAUCAGAGUUCUAGUAAGACAGAUUGUGAAAGAUUGGGGAAAAGUGUGAAUGAAACCCAACUUUCGAAUGCAAGCAAGGAUUUUGUGGAUCAGGAUGUUGGUGAUGGAAGAAAACUUUCUUCGAACUCUGUUGAGGGUGAAGCAGUUGAGCAUUGCCUUGAUAAAUGCGUUGUCAGUCAAAAUAUUGGGGGCGUAGAUUCGUGUAAUUUGGAAACUAAAGUUAUUAGAGAUUGUAGGGAUAAAUCAGAUGGUAAUCAACAAAAUCCUAAGAAAAGUAGCAUUCUUCCGAAAAUCAAGUGGGGUGAUUUGGAUGAAGGCACACUCAUACAUUACGGGAAAUCUUCUGGUGGUGAAUUCGAUUUUGAGGGUAGAUUUACAGGAGAUCAAGUUCAUUCUUUGUCUCCAACGACUAUUCCUGUCAAAGAAACUGCCGGGGAAGUGAAUGGUGCUUCUUCGGAAGAUGUUAAAGAGCAUAUUACAAGUGAAAAAAUAUCUAGCAAGAGUGAUACGAAUUUAGGCUUACAUGUUGAGGACAAGAAUGAGGGUGGUGACGAUCCAUCUGGAAACAUUGCAUGCCCUGACGAUGUUGAGUCAGCUAAUGGAUCAUGUCCUAAUGUUUCAGUGAUACCUCCUAUGGAUUCUGCCUCAACCACGGGGGCGACUAUUCCUCUUUCUGACACGCAGUUACUUGCCAAUUGUGAACCUGGUGGGGAAUCGAAAAUUGCAACUGCAGUAGAAGAAUCUAGUGAUCCAAAAUCUAAAGAUUCUAGUGCUUUGCUGGAUGUUCAGAAUUUGAAUGCUACGAGUGAAAGCAAAGAAAGAUUCAGAGAACGCCUUUGGUGCUUUCUCUUUGAAAAUCUUAAUAGAGCAGUAGAUGAACUCUACCUUCUGUGUGAACUAGAAUGUGACAUCGAGCAAAUGAAAGAGGCUAGCCUUGUUCUUGAAGAAGCUGCAUCGGACUUUAGAGAACUAAUUUUAAGAGUUGAGAAGUUUGAAAAAUUAAAAAGGGCUUCGUCUCAUGGAUCAGAUGGAACUCCUUUCAAAAUCCAGUCUGAUCAUCGAAGACCACAUGCUCUCUCCUGGGAGGUCCGUCGAAUGACAACAUCCCCACACAGGGCAGAGAUUUUGUCUUCGUCUCUUGAGGCUUUUAGGAAGAUACAACAAGAGAGAACUACUGAACGACAUAAAAAUGCAAGGAAUCUUGGUCCUGAUUAUCAUUUUGGAGCCCAGGAUAUCUUAGACCUAGAAAAAUAUGAUUUACAAGAUGAUUUAGUGGGUGAUUUUGAUGUAUUGACUUCAAAUAAAGGGCCGGAAAUUGAAUCUCCAUGUAUAUCUCAGGGCUCAACUAAAGGAAAGAAAAACCUUGACCCAAGUAAAUCAGGUUUUGUGGCGUCCAACUCGUCUCAGAAAGAUGGUUCUGUGUCCUUUGUAAAUGCAAAAAGUACUCGGGAACUAAAUGGACCUACUUCAGAGGCAGAGAAGCUACUUCAUAAGAAAAACAAAAUCUUAGCAGAACCAACUGUUGAUAAACAUCCCAAAUCAGCUGAAACGUUGAGAAGACUCAUUCGGUUUCCUGAAAGAGAAAGAGAAAGGAGAUAUGGGAACUCAAGUAAGUCGUUGGAUGCUUGGAAAGAGAAGAGAAAUUGGGAGGACAUACUUGCAUCUCCACAUCGUGCAUCCCGUUUCUCUUAUUCGCCAGGCAUGAAUAGGAAAAGUGCUGAGCGAGUACGCGUUCUACACGACAAAUUAAUGUCUACGGAGAAGAAGAAAAAGUCAGCAAUCGAUCUUAAGAAAGAAGCAGAAGAAAAGCAUGCCCGAGCAACAAGAAUCAGGGCUCAACUUGAGAAUGAAAGGGUUCAAAAGCUGCAACGGACAUCGGAAAAACUGAACCGUGUAAAUGAAUGGCAAACUGUUCGCAGUAAUAAAUUGCGAGAGUCAAUGUUUGCUCGCCAUCAGCGUAGCGAAUCAAGGCAUGAGGCUUAUUUAGCUCAAGUUGUGAGAAGAGCUGGUGAUGAGAGCAGUAAAGUGAAUGAGGUACGGUUUAUCACGUCGUUGAAUGAAGAGAACAAAAAGCAUAUAUUGCGCAAAAAACUUCAGGAUUCCGAACUGAGGAGAGCAGAGAAGCUUCAAGUAAUUAAAAUCAAACAGAAAGAGGACAUGGCUAGGGAAGAAGCUGUUUUAGAACGGAAAAGGCUCAUUGAAGCUGAGAAGUUGCAGCGCCUUGCGGAGACUCAACGACGAAAAGAGGAAGCUCAAGUGAGAAGAGAAGAAGAGAGGAAAGCAUCAAGUGCAGCACGUGAAGCCAAGGCUAUGGAACAGAUGAGAAGGAAGGAGAUUCGAGCCAAAGCUCAGCAGGAGGAAGCUGAACUCAUGGCACAGAAAUUAGCUGAAAGACUCAGCGAAAGUGAACAGAGGCGGAAAUUUUAUCUGGAGCAGAUUCGCGAAAGGGCAUCGAUGGAUUUUAGAGAUCAAUCUUCACCAUUAUUACGCCGCUUUGUUGGUAAAGAUGGGCAAGCACAAAGUAAAUCCUCGAGCCUUGGUAAUGGAGAUGAUAGCCUUUCUAGUGAGAGUGGAUUUAAAGCAGGCUGUGAGACAUUAACAAGUGAGGCAUCACAACACUCGCUAAAACGAAGGAUCAAAAAAAUACGGCAAAGACUUAUGUCGCUGAAACAUGAAUUCCCUGAGCCUUCAGCUGGAAUUGAAAAUUCAAGUUUGGGGUAUAGGACUACUGUUGGUACUGCACGAGCAAAAAUUUCUAGGUGGCUUCAGGAUUUGCAAAAACUUAGACAGGCGAGGAAAGAUGGUGCUGCUUCUUUUGGGCUGAUUACUGCUGAAAUGAUCAAGUUCUUGGAAGGAAGAGAUGCUGAGUUGCUAGCUUCUCGCCAAGCUGGUCUGCUUGAUUUUAUUGCUUCUGCCCUGCCGGCAUCUCACAUAUCGAAACCUGAAGCCUGCCAAGUUACCAUAUACCUUUUGAGACUUCUGAGGGUAGUGCUUUCGACACCAGCAAACAAAUGCUAUUUUCUUGUACAGAAUCUCUUGCCUCCGAUCAUCCCCAUGUUGGCUGCAGCACUUGAGAACUAUAUCAAGAUGGCUGCAUCAUCAAACAUUCCCCUGCCGCCGAAUGCUGUCUCAAGUAAAACAACAGCUGGGAAUUUAGAGUCGAUUUCUGAAAUAGUGGAUGGCUUUCUAUGGACUGUUGCGGCAAUUAUUGGUCAAGUAAGCUGUAAUGAAUACCAGCAUCAGAUGCAGGAUGGUUUGAUAGAGCUUGUUAUUGUUUACCAAAUUAUUCACCGGCUACGAGAUCUUUUUGCGCUUUAUGACAGACCACACGUCGAAGGUUCACCUUUCCCUUCAUCUAUUCUCCUAAGCAUUAAUUUAUUGAUAGUUCUUACUUCCAAAUUCAAAGGAUUAUCUUCGAUAGAUUGGGAUUCUUUUCCUAGUGAUGUGGAUCAAGGAAUUACUAUUAGAGAGACUAAACAGUCUGAGUCUGCCGAUUCAAAAUCCACCCCAUUUGAAUCUAGUGUAGAUUGCAGCGUAACUACAGAUUUACCUGAGAUAGCAAAGGGUAGGCCAUUAGAUGAGACUUCAGUUGCUAAAGACAUAAGUAGUUCGAAUGUUAUGUGUGAUGAUUCUCAUGAUGUAGAACAUAUCGAUUCAAUUAGUGAGUCAGCCAGGGCUCAACCUGAAGAUAAAUACCAGUGUUCGGAUACUCAGAGGAUUAAAAAUGACUCUACAAACAGUGGUGGUGAGCAAAGAAAUGGAAGCAGUGCCCACGUAAAGCAUCCUGCGUCAUUUCUUCUUUCAGCAAUGUCUGAGACUGGCUUAGUGUGUCUUCCUUCCAUGUUAACUGCUGUGCUAUUGCAGGCCAACAAUCGGUUGUCUGCCGAACAAAACUCGUAUAUACUUCCAUCAAAUUUCGAGGAGGUAGCGACUGGAGUUCUUAAAGUGUUGAACAAUCUGGCAUUGAUAGACAUAACUUUCAUCCAGAAAAUGCUGGCGCGGCCUGACCUCAAAAUGGAGCUGUUUCACUUGAUGAGCUUUAUCCUUUCUCACUGCACAAGCAACUGGGGCGUACCCACAGAUAAGAUCGGUCUGCUCUUGCUGGAAUCUCUCGCGCUCCUCGGUUAUUUUUCAUUAUUCCACUCCGAGAACCAAGCCGUCCUUCGAUGGGGAAAGAGCCCCACAAUCCUACACAAGGUCUGCGAUUUGCCAUUCGUCUUCUUCAGUGAUCCCGAACUGAUGCCGGUACUGGCGAGCACACUCGUUGCCGCCUCCUACGGAUGCGAACAGAACAAAGCUGUAAUCCAACAAGAACUCAGCAUCGACAUGUUCCUACAAUGUCUCAAGUCGUGCAAAACGAUCCACGCCACCGACGAUUCCGGUGAGUCGAAGCAGAUGGCUCCGGACAAAAAGGUUCUGGCGGAUGCAUCGCAAAAAUCUAAUCGGAACCUCUUGAAAACCACCCGGCCCAUCGCCCAGAGAGGCGGUGGCCAAGGCGCCAAUGGUAGAAGCGUCAAAAUUAGAAACCAACGGGACGGGAAAGGCGCGAAACUUAGCGGCGGAGAGGACGUGCUUUUCGGAACUGCUCAAUCGGCGUCGGAAACGAUGACUCUGAUGCUGCAUUGUAGAUUUCCGGUGAGCUUUAUUGACAGAGCUGAACAGUUUUUUACGGCGGAGAUCGACAGUGGCAAUGAGGAAUUGGUACGAUGGAUAUAGUGCAAUUUUUAUGUUCUUGCAAAGAUUGGUAUUUUUAUAAAAUGAUGAUGAAAGGGAAAUGAUCGAUUGAUCGAUCCCAAGUUUUCAUUAGCAAAAUAUGGUUUCUGUGAGAUUUUUGGCUGUCCUGUCCGUACAAUUUAGUUAAAUAAGUUCCACAUGUUACAUUUUUUACUAUUGCAA
Molecule: messenger RNA, 5424 nt
Organism: Andrographis paniculata
Lineage: Eukaryota; Viridiplantae; Streptophyta; Magnoliopsida; Lamiales; Acanthaceae
Exons: 8
Coding region: 439-5244 (1601 amino acids)
Source: RefSeq, a predicted model, not a curated record